This is a messenger RNA of Nerophis lumbriciformis (worm pipefish), 999 nucleotides long. The record is from RefSeq and is a predicted model, not a curated record. Lineage: Eukaryota; Metazoa; Chordata; Actinopteri; Syngnathiformes; Syngnathidae.
AUGGAAUAUUUCAUGAUGCCGACAGAGAAGAUUCCAAACCUCCAGCAGUUCAAGAAGACGGAGAAGGAUGUGAUCGGGGGGCUGUGCAGUCUGGCCAACAUCCCAUUCAGUCCAGAGACGGCCCAAGACCAGGAGAGGCGAAUCCGACGUGAAAUUGCCAACAGCAAUGAGCGGAGACGCAUGCAGAGUAUUAAUGCAGGGUUCCAGUCCCUCAAAUCUCUCCUGCCUCACACAGACGGGGAGAAACUCAGCAAGGCAGCCAUCUUGCAACAGACAGCAGACUACAUUUUCACCUUGGAACAGGAAAAGACACAGCUCCUGUCACAGAACAACCAGCUCAAACGCUUUAUACAGGAGUUCAGUGGUUCCUCACCCAAGAGGCGGCGAGCAGAGGAGAAGGAUGAAGGCAUUGGGUCCCCAGAUACUCUAGAUGAGGAGAAAGUAGAGGAGCUGAGAAGGGAAAUGCUCGAGUUGCGCCAACAGCUAGACAGAGAACGCUCUGCUCGUAUGCAACUAGAGGAGCAGGUGCGCUCACUCGACACACAGGGGCACCCAGAUCAUCUUAAGGUAAUCACCCAGCAGGUGGAGGAGGAGCACGCGCAAUUCCAGAGCCAGACACUGUUACGGUUGCAGCAAAUCCAAACUGCAGACAGACCACCUCACAGUCCAAAGGUGCUGGCCCCUCCCACUCCUAUCGCAUCAACCCACCACCCAACAGUCAUCGUGCCAGCGCCGGCACUAACCCAGCAACCCCAUCACCACGUCACCGUAGUAACCAUGAGCUCGUCUGUCCACAAUAGCACCGUGUCUACAUCGAGACAAAACCUGGACACUAUUGUGCAGGCGAUCCAUCACAUCGAGCGCACUCAGGAACGGAGAGCGAGCGCAGAAGAGGAGCAGAGACGAGCCGUCAUAGUCAGCCCCGCCCACGUCGCCAUGGACACGGCCUGCUCGGACACAGACACGGAUACAGAGGGAGAGGACUGUUCCAUGAACUGA